UACGUAGUCCCCACUACGACGACUCGCGACUGUUGUGCGGCCACACUUUUUUACGCUAGACGGGACGGUACGAAAUUUAGGGGAAAAAAAUGCAAAACGCUGCAAAUUCAACAGUUUUACGUUCUUGAAUCGAAGAACGAACAAAACGAGUAAUCCAUGUAAAUCGCAAUGAACAGCGGUUAUGUUUUUCAAUGGAGAGCGACAUAACGACAAUGGCGGCAAUGUCCCCGUCGAAGCGGCGAUUACAGAAGGAGUUAAUGUCCUUAAUACGUGAACCUCCACCGGGUGUACGCGUGGAUGGAGAUCUUGCUGGACAAAAUUUAACACAAUGGAUCAUUCAUAUGGAGGGUGCAAAGGGUACCUUGUACGAAGGAGAACGGUUUCAGCUGCAAUUCAAAUUUAGUUCUAAAUAUCCGUUUGAUUCGCCAGAAGUUACUUUCAUAGGUGGAAAUAUACCGAUUCAUCCACAUGUUUAUAGUAAUGGUCAUAUCUGUCUAUCUAUUCUGACCGACGAUUGGUCUCCAGCUCUGAGUGUGCAAAGUGUUUGUUUAAGUAUCGUAUCAAUGUUAAGCAGUUGUAAGGAAAAGAAAAGGCCACCUGAUAAUGCAUUUUAUGUGAAAACAUGUAACAAAAACCCAAAGAAAACAAAGUGGUGGUAUCAUGAUGACAGUGUGUAACAGCAACUGCUAAAAUCGUUAACAACUUGUCGAUGUGCAGUUAUUGCUGGACCAAUUGGAAUGACAUUUUUUGUGUCUUAAAAUAACUAUCAAAAUUUCAUAGAUGAAAUUGCUGAAGUAACUUUAUCACGUAUUAAACAAAUUAGGUGCAUAAGUUAGAAAACAAAAAAAAAGCAACGGCAGCAUAGUACUUAUUAUUACAAUAAAAAGGCAAUGUAAAAUGCGUGAGUUAUCCAGUUAUAAAUUAUUAUAAUGUUAUUAAGAAUGAUAUAUAUUAUCCCACAGUUGAAUAGGAAAAGCAUAAAUUACAAAACGCGAAUGCCGAAGAAAAAAAGGUGCACACAAUAUGCUAGUACACAAUGAAAGCAUUUUAUUAUCAAUGUAGGAAGUGCGCUGUAAAAUUAUAUCAGAUUAAUAUAUUGCAGUAAUCACUAUUAAUAGCGUAACACCAAAAAUACACCAAUGUUAUCUCAUUUGUUACCCUCACUUAUUUAACAUUAUUUUAAAUAAAACGUAAGCAGUUAUUUUGAAUGGA
This is a messenger RNA of Hylaeus anthracinus, 1212 nucleotides long. Its product is annotated as ubiquitin-conjugating enzyme E2 W. The record is from RefSeq and is a predicted model, not a curated record. The transcript has 4 exons. The coding region runs from base 192 to 677 and encodes 161 amino acids. NCBI's taxonomy places the organism in Eukaryota, Metazoa, Arthropoda, Insecta, Hymenoptera, Colletidae.